This is a messenger RNA of Brassicogethes aeneus, 1878 nucleotides long. The record is from the annotation of a GenBank genome assembly. Lineage: Eukaryota; Metazoa; Arthropoda; Insecta; Coleoptera; Nitidulidae.
AUGGAUGGUUUAAACUCUGUUAAAAAUAGAGGUGAGAGGGAUGAAGAUAGAGUUGGAGUGGUGUUCACCAACGCAGAGUUUCCAUAUCGCCCCUUGGCAAUUAGUAUAAGAAAAAGGAGUCAAAUAACGGCCUCACUGAUUUUGGUUACUCUGGGCAAGGUUCUACAGAGCAACGCUAGUUUUUUUACCAACAAUCGACCAACUCUAUCAAUCGAUAGGGUUCAGUUACCGGUGGGACGUGGCAGGACGGCUUUGAAGGGCGACACGUACGAGCAAUUCUGCAAAAAUAAGAGAGGUAUCGUAGUUGUUACGGACAAUCAUUGUCUCGCCUAUGCUUUACCGUUAGUUUGGGUAUCUUUGAUUCGUAAUACGAGGAAAUCUAGUGUUGUUGAAGAUAAUACGCACCAACCUAAAACUUUAAAAACAUUGUGUAGGGAGGUUAUCAAUACUAAAAUAAAUACUUGUGAAGUGGUUGAGGCUAAACUAAGUGAAACAGUUGUUAACGAGGUGUUUCAAAACCGGGUUCAAGACUUCGCCAUGAGUUUUAAUUUGGACGACUCUGUGUUAUUUAGAAAUAUAUUCGGCCCCAUAACCGAUUUUUGGGGUGAAGAAGCUUUGAGGCGGUUUUGGGGGUUUAGGAGUGAUGGGGUUAUGAUCGAAUCCAUAUUCGGAUCGUUAUUACCGGCCGCAGAGCAAUUCUGCGUUACAGAUAAGUUCUACCAUACGACCUAUGGUAGAGUGUGCGAACAAUGCGUACAGCAGAAUUGCCUGAAAAGGGUUCCGGAAUUUCGUAUUAAAAUCAAAUUUGGUGUGGUGGCUGACGGAGUGCAUAAUCCAAAAACAUUAAAAAGUUUGGCUAGACAGGUGCUAAACGAGAAAUGCAGUGUGGAGGACAUUGCAAAAGUGGAGUUACCGAGGACUCUAGUGCAAAAUAUAUUCCGAAACAGAAUGCUGGACUUUAUACUAGGCUUCCCCUUGGUAGCUACCUUUUUACUUCGGGACCUGUUUGGCCCGAUUACGGACCAGUGGCGUGAGGAUGCGGUGAAGUGUUUCUGGGGCUACAGGGACAAUAGGGUGGAAAUUCAACGUAUAAUUAUUUCAAUAUUGCCCAACGACCUGGACUUUUGUGUGCAUUAUAAAUAUUAUGAUACCUCGCUUGGAAGGAUCUACGAUUUGUGUAUGCGGAAGGAAUGCAUACGCAAAUUUGCAGAUUUUCAUGUAAAAGAACAUGCUUUCAGACAAGUAGAGGAGCUAGUUGACAUUUUCUUGCACCCCCAGAGCUGGUGCGUUUCUUGCACGAGGGGCCUCCUAUUUUAUAAUGGAUUGCUGUCCAGCAAGUGUAGUGUGUUGCUUAACGGAUUGCAUAAUCCGAAAACUUUAAAGAGUUUGGCUAGGCAGGUACUAAACGAAAAAUGCAGUGUGGAGGAAAUUGUAAAGGUGGAGUUACCAAGGACUCUAGUUCAGGAUAUAUUCAGAAAUAGAAUGUUGGACUUUAUACUAGGCUUCCCCUUGGUAGCUAGCCUUUUACUCCUGGACCUGUUUGGUCCCAUUACGGACUAUUGGCGUGAGGAGGCAGUGAAGAGUUUCUGGGGCUACAGAGAUAAUCGUGUGGUGAUUCAACGUAUAAUACUUUCAAUAUUGCCGAACUCCAUGGACUUUUGUGUGCAUUACAAAUACUACGAUACCUCGCUUGGAAGGAUCUGCGAUUUGUGUAUGCGGAAGGAAUGCAUACGCAAAUUUGCAGAUUUUCAGAUGAAUGAGUAUGUAAAAGAACAUGCUUUCAGACAAGUAGAGGAGCUAGUUGACAUUUUUUUGCACCUCCAGAGCUGGUGCGUUUCUUGCACGAGGGGCCCCCUAUUUUAUAAUGGAUGUAAAUAA